AACGGGCACCUGCUAAUCUUGUUUAAUCUGUUAAUUAGUGUGAAGGGUAAUUAGCAGAUUAACUAAAUGAUUGAAUUAACAUUAUUUCAAAAUCUAAUUAUUUAAUUAGUCUAUUUUUUUUCGAACGUAGUUCGGAAAGCAUCGGCAUGGAUACAUCGGCGGCUUCAAAAUGGCGACGAAAAUAGUGUGGAAUGUUUGAACAUGUACAGAAAUAUUGACAAUAUUCAUUUCCAUAUAAAAACGAGUUGGUGAACGUAGAUUAAAACUUAAAAAAUGUCUAAGAUAGCUAAAAAUAGGAUUAAGAGUGCGUGGACACCAUUGAGUAAUGGAGAAACAAAUAAUAAGAUAUUUGAAGAAAGAAGAGGACUUUUGAAGAAAUGGUAUGAGAAAUGGACAGAUGAACAGAGGAAAAGAAUUAUAGAAGAUUUAGUUCAUGUAUCAAAAAUCAAACAAUUACAGCAUGCACAAACAUUAGUUAAUGAUAAAGUUCCAAUGAAGCAAGAAGAUUUUACAAGGGUGCUACCAAAAGUCCUUAGUGUUUAUUUAUUUUCAUUCUUAGAUCCAAGGAGUUUAUGUCGGGCCUCAAGAGUAUGUUGGCAUUGGAAGUUUUUAACAGAAUCUGACCAGUUAUGGAUGCCUAAAUGUCUGCGACUUGGAUGGUAUCUACCUUUUACACCCAGUCCUUAUGAAACAGGUGUAUGGAAGAGAAACUAUAUAGAAAACAUCAAAAGUUUACAGGUGUUAAGACCUAAGAGUGAUGUUUAUGAAUACAAGGACUUGAUUCUGAGCCCCUUUAACAGAAGGAAACCGAGGGUUCAGUUCUCAGACCAACAUGAUGCCCUCCUAGAAUUAGAGAGAUUAAAAAUUAGCCAGGAAAGAGCUCUUCGCUCACAGAAAGAUAAGAAAAAGAAUCCACAGCCAUGGAGAGGUUCUGACCCAGUACCAAAAGAUACCUGGAGAUACAAUGUACUAGAGAAUAAUGAUAUUGUAGGGGAUGUUAACAAAAUGAGGAAGAAGAAGUCUUAUGGACCUCAUUCUGAUUAUAUUAACAUUAAUGCCAGAAGUAAAGUGAAAACAGGACAAAAUAUACUCAACCAGGCACGCAAAAGUCAGUCUAUGUCGAGGCUGAGCUAUUCAAUGGAUGCUAUGAAUGCUGACCGCCCACAAUGGGCCCGAGACGAUACUUCUCAGAAUAUUAAUGUAUCAUUUGAUAAGAAUGUAUCCAAACCCAGGGUAAAACCAGGACAUCUAAGUCCUGAACAGAAAAUGCCAAAACAGCCACCUUCAGCCAGAUCUGAGAGAGAUCCACCCACUGCCAGAUUGUUCCCAGAAACUCCAUGGAAAGUCCCAGAUAGUACAGAUUCAGAUUAAACUCCACAAAAACUUUAUACAAUUUAAACUUUGCAUUUUAUAAUGUAACUACUCAAACAUUGUUAUACAUCAAUUAUCAAUAGCUUUGGUUUCAUUCAUUUUUUCAAUUGAGAAAAUUUUCAUUUAUAUACUUUAUUUUAUGACUUAAACUAACUCUGUAGUAAAGCCUUUACAAAAUUUGUAUUGUGUUGAAUAAUAUUCAUGAUUAACUCUUAAUUUUACGACAUAUCUAGGGUCAUUCCCACUAUUUUUUUGUGUGGUGAAUUGCUAUUUCAUUGAUGUUAACAUCACAUCUCCUUUAUUUUCAAAAAUAACUUAUUAUUCUUAGACAAUUUAAGAGUAAUUUGAGAUAUGAUUACAUACUAUUAUUUCUACGUUUAAGCUAGUUUAGAGCUAAAUAUAUAUAUAUAUUCAUGUGAUAUUUGAUACUAUUUAUUCAAAUUUUUUUUAAUUUUUAAUUGGUACAACUUGAAAUACAUUUUUGUAUUUGUAAUAAAAAUUGGUGGUAAUUAACUUCAGAUGUUUAAUAAGUAAUCACUCUUAAAAAAUAGAAUAAGGGGAGAUAACUCUAUAUGUUUUAAUACAAAUUUAGCUAAGGCUUUAUAGCUGGGGAUUCCUAGAGAUUAGGCUGAUUGAUAUUUCUUCCGGAAGCCACAUUUUAAUCAAAUAUGACAUUUAAAAUGUUGGUUUUUUUUAGUUCUAUCCAUACUCUUCCUAAAGAUGCAUUUUGACUUUUAAAGAAAAAUGAAAGAUUGAUUUUUAUGUUACAAAUUGCAACCUGAAAAAGACUGAAGUAGACAUCAUAUAUGUGAUUAGAAAAUUAAAAAAAAUAUAUAAGCUUUUUUUUAGGACAUGACCUGCCAAGGAAAAUGAUUCUAUCAAAGAAGUUGUCUGUUAAAAAAAAAAAAGAAGUUGUCUGAUAUUGAUAUAACGUACUGUAUACAUUGUACUUUUAUAUUAGCUUUUUUUUAGGUCAUGACCUGCCAAGGAAAAUGAUUCUAACAAAGAAGUUGUCUGAUAAAACAUACUGUAUACAUUGUGUUUUUUUUUGUUUUUUUUUUUUGGGGGGGGGGGGGGGGGGGGGGGAUUUUUAUAGAAUUCCAUUCCAUUUAAAAUUCCAAAAUCAAAGAUUCCUUUUAUGUGAUAUUGU
This is a messenger RNA of Mytilus californianus (California mussel), 2521 nucleotides long. Its product is annotated as F-box only protein 16-like. NCBI's taxonomy places the organism in Eukaryota, Metazoa, Mollusca, Bivalvia, Mytilida, Mytilidae. Bases 274 to 1371 code for a protein of 365 amino acids. The transcript has 9 exons. The record is from RefSeq and is a predicted model, not a curated record. Gene Ontology annotation, molecular function: protein binding.